Messenger RNA from Helianthus annuus (common sunflower), 1511 nucleotides. Its product is annotated as beta-1,3-galactosyltransferase 7. Gene Ontology annotation, cellular component: Golgi membrane. Gene Ontology annotation, molecular function: beta-1,3-galactosyltransferase activity. The record is from RefSeq and is a predicted model, not a curated record. NCBI's taxonomy places the organism in Eukaryota, Viridiplantae, Streptophyta, Magnoliopsida, Asterales, Asteraceae. The coding region runs from base 121 to 1305 and encodes 394 amino acids. The transcript is spliced from 11 exons.
GACCAUCACUUCAAAUGUAUUGAGGUUUGACUGUUGUAACAUACUCUCUCUCUCUCUCAUAUAUGUCCACCUCACGACUUUUCAUUCUCUCACCUUCUUCUUCUUCAUUCGUGCCACAACAUGAAGAACAACCGAAGCGGUGGUGGCGUCAGAUCAUCAUCACCCAAACUCAUCAUCAUCUUCAGCCUCUUCAGUUUCAUAUGUGGCAUGCUCUUUACAAACAGGAUCUGGGUUCCACUUGAAUCCGAUGGAAGGAUCAUGAGACCAACCGAACAAGGGUUGAAACUUGUUGCUGAUGAUUGUGUAACAAAAAAGGAUCAUGAUGUACUCGGAGAAGUUCAUAAAACCCAAGAAGCUAUCAAGUCACUUGAAAGUUCAAUUUCAGAGCUGAGGUCGGAGCUCUCCAACAAUCAAAGUUCAUCCGAGGAAGUGACCCGUGAUGAUUUGCAUGCUCACAAGACAGAUGGAGACACGAGUGAGAGUAGAAAAAAGGUGUUUAUGGUUAUUGGGAUUAACACUGCUUUUAGUAGCAGAAGGCGACGAGAUUCGAUUAGAGAAACUUGGAUGCCUAGGGGUGAAAAACUACUUAAGCUUGAGAAGGAGAAGGGUAUUAUCGUCCGUUUUAUGAUUGGUCACAGCGCAAUAUCUAAGAGCAUUUUAGAUCGAGCGAUCGACUCUGAGGAAGCUCAACAUAAAGAUUUCUUUAGGCUUGAACAUGUUGAAGGGUACCAUGAGCUGACUUCUAAAACACGGAUAUUCUUUUCCUCGGCAUUCGCCAAAUGGGAUGCAAAGUUCUAUGUGAAGGUGGAUGAUGAUGUUCAUGUCAAUCUUGGCAUGUUAGCUACAACUCUUGGACGACGUCAGUCAAAACCGAGGGUGUAUACAGGAUGCAUGAAAUCCGGGCCCGUUCUUUCCCAGAAGAAUGUCAAAUACCAUGAACCUGAAUACUGGAAGUUUGGAGAGGAAGGAAAUAAGUAUUUUCGGCACGCAACCGGACAGAUUUAUGCAAUCUCAAAUGAUCUUGCUGCAUACAUCUCCACCAAUCAGCCCAUUUUGCACAAAUAUGCAAAUGAAGAUGUGUCACUUGGUGCUUGGUUUAUCGGUCUUGAUGUUGAGCACAUCGACGAUCGCAACAUGUGUUGUGGGACCCCUCCAGAUUGUGAAUGGAAGGCGGAAGCGGGUAACGUGUGCGUAGCGUCAUUUGAUUGGAGUUGCAGCGGCAUUUGUAGAUCAGUGGAAAGACUCAAAGAUGUUCACAAGAGAUGCAGUGAAGAUCCUGCUGCUCUUUGGAGUGCACAAUAUUGAAACGUGUCAAAUCUAUAAAUGCUGCGGAAAAUAGAUAAAAAUUUUUGGUGGGGUAUAGAGUAGAUUAGUGUUGUGUAAGAUAUUUACAAGCUGUAUACGUAUUGUGUUAAGUAAGUUUUAUGAAAUCACAGGAAAUUUGAGAACUUUGUCACUUUUUUUUUGUGGUUGAACAUAGGACAACCAUAAACAGAAUAAGAGUUAUAAUC